AUGGUCGGGCUUAGACCUCUGGGUCAAACCAGUGUCCUUUCCAGCGUCGCUGACCUGACGCUCUUGGACAUUCUGCAAAUGCUCGAUGCUGCCGGUGAAUCUCGAGGCUUGCCUAUUGACCUCCUCGACCUGUACCAGCUGCGACAAGCGGCCAUCGAGCUGUUCAAUCACUCGCCCAAUCAUCCACAUCUUGGCUAUAUUGACCUUCGCGGCGGGAAAGUUCCCCUUGAUCAACUUAGCCUUCUUUUCGCUGCUCUGGCUCUUCACAAUUUCCCCAACCCCAAUUCUCACAUCUUCGAAGCCUUCUUCGAACUUUCAACCAUGUUGAUGGACAAUUACGCCGGAGAGCCAACGCUGGAUGUAGUGUCUGCUCUCUACUUACAACAUACUUGUGUGCUUCGAACGGGCACUGGGACUAGAGGACAGGCUUUGAUUGCUCAUGCUGUAAAGGCGGCGCACGAUCUAGGCAUUCAUCGUGCUUGCCAAGAUGUCAAUCUCCAGUCUUUACGGAUAUAUCUGAUGAUCUACUUUGCCGACCAAUAUUCCGCACUGACGCACAGUACGGCCUCGUGUAUCAAGACGACCGACAUAGCACCGGAUCUCUUCGCCCCUCUCCUCAUGAAAUAUCCACGUCUCAAUAGACUGGUGCAGUAUGUAUCGCUCAACGGCCAGGUUCUGGAAUCACUGCACACUCGACCUUACACAUAUAACAACGUUAUCGAUCUAGAGUCUAUCAUGGGACGAGUUUGUGCACGCAUUGGGAAGCCCAGGUCCGGGGAGGUGCAGAAAGGGGAGACUUUUGAGUACCAGUACGAAGUUCUGGUUCAGAUACAUAUUUUCUGGUCGCGGAUCAUGCUACGAGCACCGCUUCUUCUCUCAGAAGAACACUGGAUCUCAUCUUUGAGUGUUUGCCUCCGUGCAGCGCAAAAUGUGUUGUCGAUUUAUUUUGACAUUUAUAGCCCCGUAAUCACGUUGAUGGCGACCACUACCCUGCAAUCUUUCGAUGAUGCUCUAGGCAGACAGUUACAGUCCACCAUUAUAUUGCCGCCAACCUGGCGCCAAGUUCGCCGGAUCUCGACUUCCGUUUUCAUCACCAUCUAUGGAUACUGGAAAGGAGAGGCUUCUUACGAAGAAACUGCUCGCUCAGCCGCCAUGGCGGUCGCCCUUCUCGAAUUCCAACGGACCAGAUGGAGAGGUACAGUCCAACCCGCGAUAUCAACGGUUCGAGACCUCGUCACAUCUAGCGCCUUGCAGAUUGGACCGUUCAUGCAGCAGCUCGUGCCAAAAGCAACCAAUGCCUACCUGAAAAUCAUGUCAGAGGGGACUUCAGGAGACGAAGAGCAUGACAACUAUCUCACUCCCCGUGAGAAAGACCCGGCCCAGACAGGUUUCGAGCAGCUCGACCCCACGCUGGCAACAACGUGGUGGGAACAGAACGACCUACACAGCAUUUUUAAUACCGUACCCAACUCAACCGAAAGACAAUCCGCCACCAGACAGGCUCCAGGGUUAAUCAUCGUGGUGUCCCUCGAACACAUCCUCACUUCCAACGAGCGCAUCUCCUCAACGUUUCCCGACGGUCUCGUGGCCAUCUUCAUUAGAGGAACGAGUGGCAUUGGCGAGUACAAGGUGACCACCCUCGCAAAGCAUGCGGCCAAGCUGAGGGUCUAUCUUGUCGGUCGAUCUCAAGCGUCGGCAGACCGCACCAUUGCAGCCGUGGAGAAAUUGAACCCUGCGGCUAGACUUGCAUUCCAUCGCGCCGACGUUCCCUUGCAGGGCAACGACGUGUCGGCAACGGGAUCUGACUGCAAACAAGAGCAGCGCGGUGUAUACUCUCAGUGA
Molecule: messenger RNA, 1842 nt
Organism: Exophiala oligosperma
Lineage: Eukaryota; Fungi; Ascomycota; Eurotiomycetes; Chaetothyriales; Herpotrichiellaceae
Exons: 4
Coding region: 1-1842 (613 amino acids)
Biological process (GO): secondary metabolic process
Source: RefSeq, a predicted model, not a curated record